This is a messenger RNA of Neltuma alba, 837 nucleotides long. Its product is annotated as agamous-like MADS-box protein AGL62. The coding region runs from base 1 to 837 and encodes 278 amino acids. The record is from RefSeq and is a predicted model, not a curated record. The transcript has a single exon. Gene Ontology annotation, molecular function: RNA polymerase II cis-regulatory region sequence-specific DNA binding; DNA-binding transcription factor activity, RNA polymerase II-specific; protein dimerization activity. NCBI's taxonomy places the organism in Eukaryota, Viridiplantae, Streptophyta, Magnoliopsida, Fabales, Fabaceae. Gene Ontology annotation, biological process: positive regulation of transcription by RNA polymerase II.
AUGUCGUCGUCGAGCUCAAAUGCAGGUGGAAGGAGGAGUAAGGGUCGCCAGAAGAUUGAGAUAAAGAAGAUGGAGAAUGAAAGCAACCUGCAAGUGACCUUCUCGAAGCGACGAGCCGGCCUCUUCAAGAAGGCCAGUGAGCUUUGCACUCUCUGUGGGGUUGAGGUUGCCCUAAUCGUCUUCUCUCCCGGCGACAAGGCUUUCUCGUUCGGCCAUCCAAGUGUCGAUGCUGUUUUGGACCGUUUCCUGAAUGGUGGUGUGCCACCACAGCCUCCGUCAGCUUCCAUGCAGAUGAUGGAGGCUCACCGGAGCGCUGCCGUCCAGGAACUUAACGAUCAGCUCACUCGCCUCAUGGAAGAGCUAGAGGUGGAGAAGAAGCACGGAGAAGAACUCAACAGGAAGUUGAAGGAGAUGGAGACCAAGUUCUGGUAUGCUCAACCGAUUAAUAGUCUCACCAUGGAUCAGCUAGGGAGCUACAAGGCGCGUCUGGAGGAGAUGAAGAAGACAAUGUGGGGCCGAGCUGAUCGGGCUAUGCUCCAUGUUGCUUCAAAUGCCAACAAACCUUCUCAGUUCUAUGUGGGUAGCAGCUCUUCCGCGGGCUGCCGGCUGCCGCCGCCGCCACCGCCAACGCAGAAUAUGGCAGCUCCACCUCCACCAGCCCAGGUGUUUCCUCCCCCUCUCGCGCAGCCAUUCCUGCAGCAAUCUCCGAUAAUGUUCGAAGGAAACAUGAUGAUGUCGCCACCCCCGCCUUUGCCUCCGCCUCCUCCACCACCUGCUCCUCAAGGAUUCCAGCAGUAUCAGAACCUGGAAGAGAACAGCGGAGCAGGAUACUGUUGA